AUGGCUAAAAAGACCAGACAAACUGGAAAGAGUAAAGCAAAGAGAAGCAACCAGAAGAUAUUAAAUGCUUUUGAAAUUGCUGAACGACAAGAAAAUGGGUCGGACUCCGACGGGAAUUCGGGCGACGAUGACUACAGAGUUCAAGAUGGGGUAUUGGAUGCCAGUAAAUUCUUGAACAAUGCUAAGAAAGAAGACUUUUCCGACGACGAAAUCGACUCAGACGAAGCUUUGGGGUCUGACGAUGACUACGAUAUUUUGAACUCGAAAUUUUCACAGUCCAUAAGAGAUAAAGAGAAAAAACUCAAACUGAGGGCACAAAGAAGAAGAAGAGGUGAAAAGGUAGAAAGUGAAUCAGACGAGAGUGACGACGGUUACUCGAGUAUCGACGAGGAUCAGCUCGUGGGUUUAUCCGAAGCAUGGGAUAUGGAUGACAAGGACUUGGCCAAAUCCAAGAUGUUGGCGGCUGAUAAAGAUGUAGUUCUAGAUGAUGCCUGGGAAUCCGCUUCAUCUGAAGAGUCUGAGAGCGACGAUGAAAGUGGGAGUGAAAGUGAAAGUGAAGAAGAUAUAUUUGGUGACGAUUCAGGAAAUGAAGUUGAUCUUUCUAAUACCCUUACUCAUUUAAAGUCUCAGUUGAAGAUGUUACCCAAGGAAAGGAAAAAGUUAAUAAGUGAAACCAUAAUUGAGAAUGAGUUCAGUCUUCCCACCAAUGGGAACAAGUUAUCCAUCAAUGACAUGAUUUCUGCUGUUGAUACUUCAGUCUCCAAAGAUGCUAUUUUGAUAGACAAUGAAGAAAGCUCCGGAUCAAAGGCAUUGGAUACGCCGUUGCCAGUCAACAUUCAACAAAAGCAUGAGAGAAGAGCGGCGUACGAAAUCACAAAGGAAGAGGUUAGUAAAUGGGAAGAUACCGUUCAGCAGAACCGUCAAGCUGAAGUCUUGAAGUUCCCCUUGAAUCCUACCAUCAAGCAUAACGACACUGCUACUACCUUCAGAUCUACGAAUGAUCCAACAACUGACUUGGAAAAGAAAAUCCACAGUGUUUUGACCGAAUCUGCCUUGACUGAUGAUAAGAAAGAAGCUACGUUUGAAGAGCUUGCUGUGGCAAAGAUGUCUCCUGAAGAAAUGAAGGAACGUACAAACGAACUAAGGUUAAUGAGAGAAUUAAUGUUCCGGGAAGAAACUCGAGCCAGAAGAAUCAAAAAAAUUAAGUCCAAGACCUUCCGUAAAAUAAAGAAGAAGGAAAGAUUGAGAGAUCAAGAUUUGGUUGAAGGAUCAGACGAGUCCGAUAAAGAAGAUCAUGAUAGAAAGAGAGCAGAGGAAAGAAUGAACUUAAAGCAUAAAACCCAAUCCAAGUGGGCAAAGUCUUUGAUUAAGAGUGGGUUAAGUAAAGAUUCUUCCAACAGAGAAGAGUUAGAGGAAAUGUUAAGACAAGGAGAAAGAUUGAGGACCAAACAGUUGGGAUAUGAAGAUGGUGAUCAAAGUGAUAAUAAUGCAUCUGAUAUUGAAAGGGACUAUGAAGAAGAAGAAACCAUCAGUAACACUUCAAGAGCCAAGUUGGGCAAGGGUGUUUUGGCCAUGGAUUUCAUGAAAGCUGCUGAGGAACGUCACAGGCAAGAGAACUUACAGGAAAUCGAAAUGUUGAAGAAGUUGGAAAAUGGUGAAGACUUGCAACAAUUCUCUGAAGAUGUGAAUUCAAUCAAUGUGAUCAAAAACCAAGGUAGAAGAGUCUACAAUCCUACUGCCGCUGAUGGAGACAUCAAUGCAGUUAAUAAAAGGGCCAGACAAGAGAUUGAAGAUGAUGAAUCUUCUAAUUUGUUGAACAAGCUUUCCAAGAAAGCAGCAAUUGUCAUCAAUAAGCCAGAGGAAACCAGAGCACACGAAACAGAACCACAAGAAGAGGCUAAUCCUUGGCUUAUCGCCGGUGACACAAAGAGGUCGUCUAAGGUACGUGUUGUGGACAAGGACUCAUCUAAGCAGGAGAAGACUCUCAAUAAGAUGAAGAAAAAAUCGGUGAAGUCAAAGAUCGGCGAAAACUUGGAAAUAGAUGUAGGAGAAACAUUGGGCUUUGAAUUGGAUAACUCAGAUGACGAUGAAAGAGAGACGUUCAAACAACUAGAUCUAAUCAAAGACGCAUUUGCGGGGGAUAAUGUAGUCACCGAGUUUCAACGUGAAAAGAAGAGGGUUGUGAAAGAUGAAGAUGAUAAAGAAGAAGAUGUUUCAUUGCCGGGUUGGGGAGACUGGGCCGGCGGAAAGAAGCAGAAGAAGAGAAAGAUUGUCAAAAAAAUCAAUGGGGUUGUUCAAAAGGAUAAUAGACGUGAUAAAAACAUGAAGAACGUCAUUAUCAACGAAAAGAUGAACAAGAAGAACUUGAAAUACCAAUCUGCUGAUGUUCCAUAUCCUUAUGAAUCUAGAGAGCAAUAUGAAAGAGCUCUUAGAAUGCCUAUUGGACAAGAAUGGACCAGCAGAGAAACCCAUCAAAGAAUGACCAUGCCAAGAGUGAUCACCAAACAAGGUACUGUAAUAGAUCCAUUGAAGGCUCCUUUCAAGUGA
Molecule: messenger RNA, 2547 nt
Organism: Yamadazyma tenuis ATCC 10573
Lineage: Eukaryota; Fungi; Ascomycota; Pichiomycetes; Serinales; Debaryomycetaceae
Biological process (GO): rRNA processing
Cellular component (GO): nucleolus; small-subunit processome
Source: RefSeq, a predicted model, not a curated record